UGUAGACUUUCUCACUCCGUCGUUAAUCGGAGAUUUAAAUUCGCCAUGGACAGAUCACAACUGAUCUUAUUAGGUUUACCGAUCUUCUUAUUCUGCUCAGAUCUCUUCAACCUUUUCACUCCUCCGCCUCCGAAACCUCCAAGUCACCGUCCCAAUCAGCCACCGCAUAUCCCUAACCAGCAGCGUCCGCCUGCCUUCAUCCCCGAAACCCUAGAUUUUCCUUCACAGAAACAAAGUGGCUUAGGAGCAGUUGGAUAUGGAAACACCGUGGAGAUUAAUUUCUGCGUCUCAUGUUCAUUCAAGGGAACUGCAGUGACCAUGAAAAAGAUGUUAGAGACGGCUUUCCCCGGUUUAGACGUGAUUCUAGCAAACUACCCACCACCAGCACCAAAACGUCUUCUAGCUAAGGUUGUGCCUGUUGCUCAGAUGGGAGUUAUUGGGAUGAUAGUUGCAGGUGAUCGUAUCUUUCCCAUGAUUGGAAUUGCGCACCCACCUGCAUGGUUCAACUCCUUGAGGGCCAAUAGGUUUGGAUCCAUGGCUUCCACUUGGCUCAUCGGAAACUUUCUCCAGUCUUACCUCCAAAGCUCUAGCGCGUUUGAAGUUCUCUGCAACGGAGAACUGGUGUUCUCUAAAUUGAAAGAAGGUAGAUUCCCGGGAGAGAUCGAGCUGAGAGAUCUCAUCAGUAAAACUUUGACAAAACCGAGCAUCGUCUCAGGUAGCUACUGAGAAGAAGAUUCAGACAUGAAAGGGUAUUAUAGAAAGACGAUGGUGUUACGAUCUCAUGUACCAAAAAGCAAACGUUGUGUUUUUAGUUAACAUCAUGUUUUGAAAAUUCCUGGUUUUGUCUGAUGAUGUAGCAGUCAUACCUUGUUUAUUUGUUUUAAUCAAAUUCUACUCUUUGAUUCAAUCAUUUUGGUCUAGACUCAAAUUGGAAUAAAUCAUCAAAUCAUAUCCAUCUUCAAGAAAAAAGAUAGAAGAAAUUACGAGAAACAUUUAUAUCAAUAUACAGAUUGGAGAAACUUGUAGAAGCUGAGAAUUUCAUUUCCAUCUCAGACUGACAUAGUGACAUAUAAAGCUGACAAUUUCAUAUCUUCUUCGGUUCUUGGUUGACUAACGUAAGGUCAAACUCUACCGGGGCUGCGUUGGGUGGUGGUUGCCGGAGGAACGCCAGGAUUGUGUUUUGGGUUUGCAGAGGGGUCACCGUAAUCCUCAACGCUCACCAUCAACGACCUCCUUUCACUUCCAAUCUUCCCAAUACCUAAAACAAACCAAACGAAAUCAAUAGGGAAAAAUGAAAACAGACUGAACCAAACCAACUAAUAAAAGAGAUGAGACACUAACCUGAAACGGAGAUGGAACUACGGGCUGAAGAUGUAAUAGUAAGCGUCAAGAGGAGAAUCACAACAAGACGAAGUACACAACUCAUCUCUCUCUUAUCUUUUGUCAAAGCUUUCUUUUUAUUUUAUUUGGGAAGUAAUCUUGAAAAAAUAUUUGGGUUACAAGAUUCGUGUCGUGUGCGUCGUAUAUAUUUAUAAAGAAACUACUAGUGAGUGUUCUGUUGUGUUUAUCCAAACUGAUGUUUAC
Messenger RNA from Eruca vesicaria subsp. sativa (arugula), 1584 nucleotides. The record is from the annotation of a GenBank genome assembly. Lineage: Eukaryota; Viridiplantae; Streptophyta; Magnoliopsida; Brassicales; Brassicaceae.